CAUGUCGAUAAUCGUGGGGUGAGGGUGCCAACUGUGUCACGAGCAGCAGUAGCAGCAGCAACCGCCUCUGCACAGUCCAGACGAGUUCCAUGGCGAGAAAGACAAAGACAAGCAUGAAUAAAGCAUGCUGCAAGGACACAUCUAGCCACUAGCACUUCCCUGAGUGGCAUCACCAUGAGCUACACGUCAGCUUUAUCGAGGGAGCCCUAAGGAGUUUCCUUCAGCCAAGUGGCACUGCCCGUCAUGCCCUGCUGGCCCAAGCUCGUCUAGAUGUAACUGGCGUUGAUGUGUGCCAGUGGCGCUCGGCAGCCAGGAUGCAGUGGAGACGACGGCACUGCUGCACGCACAUCGCCGCGCUUCUCACCCUGCUCUCCUUCCUGGGCUUGCUCCUCAUCCUUGGCCACCAGGACUGGCGACCGGGCCGCAGCCGGAGGGACGGCCAGCACGCUGCACGGGGGCCGGGGCAGCGCCAGGCAGAGGCCACCCACAGCCAGAGCCGUAACCACAGCAUCCUGCCCCGCGUCAGCGCGGCCUGGAGGGAUUCUCCAGCUCCACCGGCCAAUGCAAACCCCAAGCCUGUGGUGAACCUCAGCUCCUACCCAGGUGAAGAGGGCGGGGUGGUCGGUCUGGAGAACUCGCUGGGCGCCAACAGCAGCCUCAGCGAAGAGAUGAAGGCCGCAGGCUCCACGCUGCCUCUUGAGCCCUACGAGUACAUCCUGAACGAGCCCAACAAAUGCCGAGACGUCACACCCUUCCUAGUGCUGUUGGUUUCUACCGAGCCGGAGCAGAGGGAGGCCCGGGACGCCAUCCGGCAAACGUGGGGGAACGAGAGUGUGGUCGACGGCCUAGGAAUGGUGCGUCUUUUCUUGCUGGGAAUACAGAAUGCCAGCAGCAGGGCGGCGAGUGAAGAGCUUCACCGUUCUUUAAGAGCCGAGAGCCAGACGUACCAUGACAUCAUCCAGCAGGAGUACCUGGACACAUACUACAACCUCACGGUUAAGACUCUGAUGGGAAUGCACUGGGUGGCCACCUACUGUCCUGGGGCCAACUAUGUCAUGAAGACAGACAGUGACAUGUUCGUCAACACAGAGUACCUCAUUCAGAAGCUACUCCGACCCGGCACACAGCCGAGGCGGAGGUACUUCACUGGGUACCUCAUGCGAGGGUAUGCGCCAAACCGCAAUAAGAACAGCAAGUGGUACAUGCCUCCAGAGCUUUACCCCAGUGAGCGCUACCCCACUUUCUGCUCUGGGACAGGGUACGUGUUUUCAGGAGACAUGGCAGCCAAGAUCUACAGGGCCUCGUUGAGCAUACGGAGGCUUCACUUAGAGGACGUGUAUGUGGGUAUCUGUUUGGCCAAGCUGCGGAUUGAUCCCAAGCCCCCGCCAAAUGAGUUUCUCUUUAACCACUGGCGCGUGUCGUACAGCAGCUGCAAGUACAGUCACCUGAUUACCUCCCACCAGUUUCACCCCAAUGAACUGCUCAAGUACUGGCACCACCUGCAGAGCAACAAGCACAACUCCUGCAUAAACACACCCAAAGACAAAGACAAGAGUGGUAGGUUUCGCCAAAGAAAACUGCACUGGGGCCAA
This is a messenger RNA of Clupea harengus (Atlantic herring), 1592 nucleotides long. RefSeq names its product beta-1,3-galactosyltransferase 2-like. Gene Ontology annotation, biological process: protein O-linked glycosylation. Lineage: Eukaryota; Metazoa; Chordata; Actinopteri; Clupeiformes; Clupeidae. The record is from RefSeq and is a predicted model, not a curated record. Gene Ontology annotation, molecular function: N-acetyl-beta-D-glucosaminide beta-(1,3)-galactosyltransferase activity. Gene Ontology annotation, cellular component: Golgi membrane.